AUGGCGUCCCGGAUUCAGGAGCUGCCCGACGACUUUGACGACAAGAUCGACCUGAACAAGGCACCCCCAGAGACACAUGGACCCACACCACCGCCAGCAGCUGGCGACAGCGGCCUCUCCUUCGACAUGAUGAUGGAAGCCGCUGCCAAACACUUCCCAGCCAAGAAAGAUGCACCAACCGAGGGGGAUCCAUCCCAGCCCGGCGCAGAGAUGCCUCCCGCCAUGGCAACAGCAAGACAGUACACCGCAGACGAGAUGUGGCAGAUGCUGAACAAGUCCCCGCUCUUCAUGACCGAACUGGACGAGACGGGCGAAGAUGGCGGUGAAAACGUAGCUUUGGAAGCCAUCAAAGCCCUCGCCUACGAAGGCACCCGCGCCGAAAAUGCCGCCUCGUUCCGCGAACAAGGAAACGAAAAUGCUCGUCUCAAGCGCUGGAAGGAUGCCCGUGAAUUCUACGACCGCGCCUUGGGUGCUCUCAAACUGCCUCAAAAGCGCGCAGACGCAGUUGAAGGCGACGAAGACGUCGAGCACGACUUGGUAGAGCUCGAUGAAGAGGAGGAAGCCCGCAAGGAAAAGGAACACGAGGAAGCAUCUCUGGUCAACCGCGCCCUCUGCAAUCUCGAACUCAAGAACUACGGCUCUUGCAACCGCGACUGCGCCGCUGCCCUCAAACUCAACCCUUUGAACGUAAAAGCAUACUACCGCAGCGGUAUGGCCAACUUCCACCUCGACAAGCUGCCCGCAGCAAGCUGGUCUUGCGACCUAGGCCUCAAAAUCGAUCCUACCAACAAAUCGCUCCUCAUCCUCCAAGACAAGAUCGCAAAACGCAGAGCCCAGAUCGAACGCACGGAACGCGAACAACGCGAAAGAGAAGAAAAGGCACGCAGAGAAAAGGAAACAUUGGCUCUGGCAUUGAAGGGCCGUAACAUUGCAACCCGCUCAACAACAACAGCACCACCUCAACUCGAAGACGCCGCCGUACAUCUCGAGGACCCCACAGACGCAGCCUCAACUCUGAGCUUCCCCUGUCUACUCCUCUACCCCCUCCACAACCAAACAGACUUUAUCAAGUCCUUCGCCGAAGACGAAUCAGUAGGCCAACAUCUCGAGUACAUCUUCCCAUUACCUUGGGACGAAGACGAGCAAUACCUACCCGAAAAUGUAGAAUGCUACAUCGAGACCAAGACCGGAGGUUUGGUAAAAGCAGGAAAGAAGAUGGCCCUGCUCAGAAUCUUGAAUACCGGCAAAGUGGAGAUUGUGGAUUCUUUGCUUAGGAUCAAUGUGGUGCCAAAGAAUAGAGCACAGGAAUGGGUGGACAAUUUCAAGAAGAUCAAGGCGGCUGCUAAGUAG
Aureobasidium vineae is the source of this 1350-nucleotide messenger RNA. The record is from the annotation of a GenBank genome assembly. NCBI's taxonomy places the organism in Eukaryota, Fungi, Ascomycota, Dothideomycetes, Dothideales, Saccotheciaceae.